This is a messenger RNA of Condylostylus longicornis, 1167 nucleotides long. RefSeq lists its product as uncharacterized. The transcript is spliced from 4 exons. Bases 1 to 1167 code for a protein of 388 amino acids. Gene Ontology annotation, biological process: DNA repair; telomere maintenance. Lineage: Eukaryota; Metazoa; Arthropoda; Insecta; Diptera; Dolichopodidae. The record is from RefSeq and is a predicted model, not a curated record. Gene Ontology annotation, molecular function: DNA helicase activity.
AUGUCUCAGCCACCAUCUUAUUCUGAAUUGUAUGUUUAUGAUACAGAUAUUUCUCUUGAAGCACGAAUGUUAAAUUCUGCUAACGCCCAAUGCCUUUAUGAUAAAGAAUUAUCUGAGAGAAGAGCAGUUAAUUUACCUAUGAACAAAAUAUCAUUAAUUUUUAUUCGAAAUACCUAUGAUGAUCAAAGAACAUACAAUGCUCCUCGAAAUUCAGAUGAUGUUGGUGAUGGAAAUAUACCUGCUGAACUUGAUUUUUCAUUUCAAGCAAAUAAUUCCAAUACAUUAUAUUAUCAAAAUCCAGAUAAUAUAGUUGUUGAUAAUAUUACUGAUAUUUUAUGGAAAAAUCUUAAUAGUGAUCAACUUUUAGCUGCAGAUGCUAUAAUGAAAUGCGUCCAAAAUUCAAAUGUUCAAAAAUGUUUUUAUAUUGAUGGUCCAGGCGCAUGGACAGGAAUAGCAGCGAUUUUUUUGCCUGGAGGAAUGACGUGUCAUUCAGCAUUUAGUUUACCUUUAGAUUUAUCAAAAGUUAAAUUUCCUCGACUUUCUCAAUCUAAAAGAGAAAUUUUAAAAUCUUUAGAUUUGCUUAUCUGGGAUAAGGCACCCAUGGCACCUGGCACGGCGCUUGAAAUUGUUGAUUUGGUUUUCCAAGAUUUGAUGGAUAACAAACUUCCUUUUGGAGGAAAAGUUAUUAUUUUAGGUGGCGAUUUUCGUCAAGUUUUACCCGUUGUACGAAAAGGUUCUCGGGGCACUGUUAUCAAAAGUACAAUUAAAAAGUCUAUUUUAUGGCAAUACUUUCAAACCUUUAAACUAGAGCGGAAUAUGCGAGCUAUUACUGAUCCGGACUUUAGUCAAUGGCUUUUAAACGUAGGUAAAGUACCAAAUUCGUUUUUGUCAAAUAAUAUAGUAACAGAUAUUUUUGGAACAAGUUUUACAUGUACUGAUGUACAAAAUAUUUCUCAACGUGCAAUUCUUUGCCCUAAAAACGAACAUGUACGGUUAAUCAAUGAAAAUGUUUUGGCUCUUUUACAAAAUUCUGAAAAAAUAACUUUCAAUGCGAUUGGUUCCGUGAAAAAUAAUGAUGGCUCUGAAAAUGAUAAUUUACAAGUAAAUAUUCCAGUAGAAUAUUUGAAUAGCUUAAAUCCUCCUAUGGAUUGCCCCCAUUUAAAUUAA